Brassica rapa (field mustard) is the source of this 16793-nucleotide messenger RNA. RefSeq names its product serine-rich adhesin for platelets-like. Lineage: Eukaryota; Viridiplantae; Streptophyta; Magnoliopsida; Brassicales; Brassicaceae. The record is from RefSeq and is a predicted model, not a curated record.
AGUGGAAAAAAGAAGAUUAAAAUUCAAUGUUUGAGCUUUAAGAGCUCUAAAUUGGUUGGUCAUGUUUGUUGAAGAAAUUGAUGAUUGUGUCACUGUUGUAAAUAAAAAAUGGUUUAGGUGUUUAUGGUUGGUAUUCUAAAAACAAAAACAAAUUAAAUAAUAAUAUCAUUUUUGUAAAUAUUUGGAAGUUAAGGAUUCUAUAAGAAGAAAGUGACAAAAUAUAAUAGAUAAAGAAAAUGUGUCUACUUACAACGAUGAGAAAGACAAAAAAAGCGAUAAUAAAACGAUUCCAAUUUCUUCAAUUUCUCGCCACUAUCUGGGUGGUUGAUGAUGAUAUUGAUAACAAAGGGUUGGUUUCCUCAGAAAUCGGCCACGAUGUUGUAUAUCCCCACGUUGUUUACAAGAGGCAAUCGUGAUGAAGUGGUUUCGAAGCAGUUCGCUCGGUGGGUUGAAUGUGUAUAUACAGAAGAAAGAAAGGUUGGAUUUUUAUACAUACCUUUCAACUCUCUUAUCAAAAUUCUUAUACUGGCCCUAGAGAUCUUUCAUUUUUCUGAAUUUGAUGGCUUAUAAUAUUCGGACAGCGUUACAAGACAUAAACCUCGUUGCUGCAGAUGCUCCAUUUGUGUUGCCACCGGCAGUGGUACGUCAAGUCGAAGAAGAGAACAUAUUUAUUCCGGUUGGGCGUCCAGUAAUGCUGCAUAAACAAAACCUAAGAGAAAUUGUUGCAUCGAUGCCAAUAAAUUGGGGAUUUGAGGAUUUGGUUCGAUGAAGAGUCAUUGAAGGCAGACGAUUUUAGUUCGUGUUUCUGUCUGAGGAAGCUAUGGACACGGUGAUCAGAAAGGACCUUGGGCGUUUUUCGGAUUGUAUGCUCGUGCUCCAUAGAUGGACUCCGCUAAUAGAUAUGCAAAUGUUAAACUACAUUCCUUUAUGGAUCCAAAUAAGAGAAAUCCCACUCCAAAUCAUGAACCGAGAGGUUAUUGUUCACAUUUCUCGCUCUCUAGGAGAGUACAUCCAAAUGGAUUACAAUGAGGAGGUUGGUAGCCGUUUGGAUUUUGUCAGGGUACGGGUACGGGUACAGUUGAAUUGGAAUGUCAAUAAUCCUCUUAAGUUUCAGAGGAAUUUCCAAUUCUCACCAGGUGUUAACACCCUUCGGAAACUCCAGUACGAGAGACUUUGCGGAUUCUGUGAGACGUGUGGUAUGAUCACUGGGGACGAUGAUGCGGACAUAGAGAUCAUUCCAAAUCAAGCUGUUAUCAUUGAGGAGAUUAAUAAAGAUGCAAAUGAAAAUGUAGCUGCUGGCGGUAAUGUGGUUGACGGACAAAAUGUGGAGGCAGAGAUGCAAAACGUGAAGGCAGACGCUGAACCUGAGGAUCCAGAGCAGGAAGAGUAUGAAAGGAACAUCAGGGAGAUUGAGGAGGAAGCAGAUGAUGAGUAUUUUUGGAGUGGAGAAGGAAAACAUACUAUGUUUUCUUCUGAUGUGAAUCGAGCUGAGAUGUACAACCAUCCCUAUUUGUUUGGACAACAUUUCCACAAGCCUAAUGAAGACAAAGCAGGUUUAAAGCGGAAAGCUUGACUCACAAGCGAUAAUGGGAACACAAUGAAGUUUUCUCAAGCUGAGAAGAGUGAAACAAGUGGAGCUCACAAUGCCAAGCGUAAGAAGAUAAAUGGGGGUAGAGCAUAGCGAAGAGAGCAGUGGUGAUGGAACAGACAUGUCUGAGUCUGGCAAGGUGUGAGGCGCGGUGGGCCCAGAACAACCUCUUCCACCUUGAGGACAGCCUGCUGGAACUGUCGAGGAUUGGGCACAGACUUGACAGUUUGACGCCUGAAGGAGAUAGACCGCAAAUAUCUCAUGAACAUCCUUUGUUUAUCAGAAACAAAGCAACAAGAUGAUUAUGUGCGUGAUGUAGGAGCUCAGUUAGGAUUUUCCAAUUCAGUAGUCGUAUCACCUGUAGGUAUAGGAGGUGGAUUAGUUGUUUUCUUUAAGUAGUUUGUACAGUGAAGCGUGCUUAGUCAGCCAGCUCAUCUCAUCAAUUGUAAUGUUGUUUUUGAUGGAAUGUCUUUCAACUUUUUUUUAUGGACACCCUACUCCAUCUUUAAGACAUCAUACAUGGGAAAAGAUAGUACGUUUGAGCUUAACUAGAAGACAACAGCCUUGGUUUCUUUUGGGAGACUUUAAUGAAAUCCUUGGCAACCAUGACAAAGAAGAUGAAGGACGUUUACGAUCAGGGGCUUUUUUUCAGGAGUUCAGACAAAUGAUGAGAAUAUGUGAAUUCACUGAUCUUCAAUCAGUAGGUAAUCGUAUAUUCUGGGUGGGAAAGAGAGGCAAACAUUAAGUUCAAUGUGCUUUGGAUCGUACUAUGGCGAAUAACAGAUGGAUUGAGUUAUUUCCUGCUUCCCAGACUGAGUCCCUUGUGAUUGGAGAGUCUGAUCAUCGGCCAUUAGUGACCUUUAUUGCUGCAGAUAGAGAGGAACCUACUAGAAGCUUUUGAUUUGAUGGUAGUAUGAUAAAUAAAGAGGGCUUUACUGAGUCAGUUCGUAGAGGAUGGAGAGGAACAGGACAGAGUCAACUUAUGCAGAUACCGCUAGUCCAGAGGCUCAGUAGAUGCAAACAACACAUAUCUAGAUGGAAAAGACAUAAUCAAAAUAAUGCUGAAGAAAUAAUUGGCACUUUGAAAGCUAUGCUGGAUAAAGCGGUUACUUCUAUUGCUAUAUCUCAGGAACGGAAGACAGAGCUUAAGGACGAAUUAAAUCAAGCAUAUAUUGAUGAAGAGAUAUAUUGGAAACAGAAGAGUAGAGUCAAUUGGUUGAGAUCCAAAGACCGUAAUACACGGCAUGUCCAUGUUGUAACAAAGGGAAAUAUAAUUAAAAAGACCAUUAACUCUAUCCAGGAUGGGCAAGGUGUUAUUCAUAGAAGACAUAAGGAGAUAUCAAAAGUGGAUGUUUACUAUUUUCAAGAUCUUUAUGCUUCAGAGGGAACUGAUCCAACAAUAUAUGUGAAAGUAUUUCAAACCUUUCACUAGAGGGUUAUACCAGAAAUGAAUAAGGAUGUAACAAGAAUAGUUACAAAAUAAGAAGUCUGCAUGUCAGUAAUGGAUAUUGGGUCACAUCAAGCACCAGGUCUAGACGGAUUUACUGCGGUCUUUUAUCACAACUAUUGGGAGGAUGUUAAAGAUGAUAUUAUGACAAAGAUCUCUGCUCUCUUUGAAACAGGACAACUAGACCAGAAAAUUUGUCAUAAUAAUCUCUGCCUUAUACCAAUGGUAUAUUCUCCCAACGGUAUGAAGGAAAUUAGACCCAUUGCACUAUGUAAUGUGUCUUACAAGCUCAUUACAAAAGUCCUAGUUAACCGGUUGAAAAAACAUUUGGGUAAUAUCUUCUUAAAGAAUCAGAACGCCUUUAUCCCUAUAAGAAUGAUCUCAGACAAUAUUGUUGUAGCUCAUGAAGUUUUCCACUGCCUGAAAGUUAGAAAAAGGCAAGCAACAUUGUAUAUGGAUGUAAAGACAUAUAUCACAAAGGCAUAUGACAUGUUGGAAAUGGAAAUUCUUAUCAGAGAAAAUGAAGCACAUGGGGUUUUAUUAUCGUUGGAUUGGUUGGAUUAUGACUUGUGUUUCUGCAGUUAGAUAUUCAGUAUUAGUGAAUGGUACACAAGAGGUUUAUAUCACGCCAGCUCGUUGACUUCGACAGAGAGAUUCCUUAUCACCCUAUCUGUUCAUUUUAUGUGCUGAAGUGCUUUCACAUUUGAUGACUCAAGCCAUAAUGAAUAGAUCACUCACUGGAGUGAAGAUAUCUAACAAUGCACCUGCAAUCAACCACCUCCUCUUUACAGAUGAUUCUUUAUUUUCUCAUUGGAAAAUGAGAAGACAACAAAAAACUGAAGAACAUCUUUGGGAUCUAUGAGCAGUUUCAGUCCAGGCCAUCAAAUUUAAACGUCAUCUUUUACAUUUGGAACAAAGGUCAACAACACGGUUAAGACGAAGAAGAGAAGUUUCUUAGGAAUUCAUAAUGACGAGGAAUAGGCAAGUAUUUGGGUCUGCCUGAUCAUGUGGGGAACAAGAAGAGUGACUUGUUCGCCUAUAUUGUUGAUAAGGUAAAAUCGAUUACUCAAAGUUGAAAACAGAGAUACUUGUUUAAUGGAGGAAAGGAAGUAUUACUCAAAGCUAUUGUGUUAUCUAUGCCAAUCUUUUCCAUGAACAUAUUUCGAUUACCAAAAGAGGUAUAUGUUGAGAUUAAUGCGAAUUUAGCAAGGUUAUCGUGGGGAUCUGGUGAUAAGAAGGGGCUACAUUGGUAUUCUUAGAACAUAAUUAGCGUUCCUAAACGCGAAGGAGGGCUUGGAUUUAAAUAUUUGGAGAUUUUUAAUCAAGCUUUGCUUAGUAAACAAGUCUGGAGAAUUAUGCAAAACCCAAAUUGCUUAAUGGCACGAAUACUGAAGGCUAGGUAUUUUGCAUUUGCUAAUGAGGAUAUCCUGAAUGUAAAGCUCAGAAAGAAAGCCUCGUACACUUGAAAAUCUAUCAUAGAUAGAUGUGAUCUCCUUGCCAAAGGAAUGAAGUUUAUAGUUGGAGAUGGAACUUUAGUUAAUAUGUGGAUAGACCAUCACAUGCUCGAGGAGAGGUUAUACCAGGUGAGAAGGUAAAAGAGUAUUUCGAUGAUAACAGGUGUGAGUGGAAUGGAUAAAAGCUACGUGAAGUUCUUAUUGCUAAGGAUGUUGAUAAAAUCGUAGCUAUCAGGAUCGGUCCUAUAGCUCGUCAAGAUCCGAUGGGUUGGUACAACAAUGAAAAUGACUUAUAUACCAUGAAGUCGGGGUAUUGAUUAGGAACUUAUUUACCAACAACUACUCCUCCACUCCCUACUUAUGGGAAUGGGAACUCGUAACAUAAGAUAUGUAAGACUAAACUUCUAGAGAAACUAAAAAAUUUCUUGUGGAGACUGAUGUCCAAGAGCUUGGCAACUGGAAACAACCUGAAACGAGGACUUGCGAUACAAAAUGAUCAAUGCAGAACAUGUUUCCCAACCGAAGAAACAGAGAAAUAUAUUUUCUUUGAAUGUCCAUAUGCAAAGAUGGUAUGUAAAGCUUCACAGUUAUUAAUAGCUCAAUGGCAACUUUGGAGGAAAAGAUAGAUGCAUGCAUACAAUGUUCUUUAUCAACUCGCCUAGCACAUAUACAAGAUCUGUUGUUCUGGAUAUUAUGGAGACUUUAGAAGAGUAGAAACACUUUGCUCUUCCAACAGAAAGAUCUCCAUUGGAAAACACUUUUAAGAUGUGCACAAGAGGAUGUGCGAAAAUAGACACAGAUUAGCAGAACUGAAGUGACUACUUUAAAAAACCAGGAAAGAUCUACACAUGUCUCUUCAAGCAAACAUUGGAAACGACCACUUUGUGGAUGAGUUAAAUGCAACACAGAUGGAUCUUUUCAUCACACACAGCCACAAUACUGCAGUUUGGGUAAUUCGAGAUGAGAAUGGUACUUAUCAUGGUUCAGCGCAAGCAAGAGGAAGAAGAGUACAUGAUGCAUUAGAUAGUAAAAUGCAAACUGUUCUGAUGGCUUUGCAGCGUAGCUGAAGUUUUGGGAUAUCGUUAAGUUAUUGUGGAAAGUGAUUGCCAAAAGGAAAUAUAUAUAUUGAAUAAUAAGAUCACUUUGGAUACUAAAACUUGACAAGAGACAUCAAAUGGUGGUCGAGCAAGUUUCAGGAAAUCAGGUUCCAAUGGUUAAAGAAGUGUAAACAAGGUGGCUGAUCAAUUAGCAAAACAUGUUGAACAUGUUGAAGAUGGAGUAGUGUUUAAAUAUUUUUAUUAUGUACUUAAGUGAUCUGCUGCAUAUGGAUCGUCUACUUUCCAAUUAACAUAAUAAAAUUGACAUUAUAAAAAAAAAUAGAUAAAGAAAAGAGAUUAUGUUUGUAGUUAACUGAUAUUUUGUAUAUUUGCAUGGUUUUAGCAAUCAUUUUAGCUCUCAUUUUGUCCAUUUAGAUGCAUUUAGAGUAUAUCUAGAUGCAUUUCACAUAUAUUUGUCCCUAUUAGAUGAUGGAGCUGCUAUUUGGUGAGUUUGGAACCUUUGGAGAUGUUUUAGAGGCAAUAAUGGUGAUUUUGGUUCAUAAGACGAGUUCCUAACAGUCCCAGCGGCCUGACAUCUUUGCAGCGGCCUAAUGACGUCGUCCACAAGCCGCUAGGGGUGUGCAGCGGUCUAAUGCAGCGGCUAAGCCAAGCCACUGGAGAAAAUCCACUAGUCCCUGCCUGAUAUCUGGAAGAUGCAACGGCCAAAUGACAAGAAACAUGCCGCUGGAGUGUGCAGCGGCCUUCUGAAGCGGCCAUAUGACAUGUCAAAAACCAGCUGCGACACUUAAAAAGUUUUGCACCUCUAUUGUUACCAACUUUUACCCAAAUUAUCUUGCGUCAACCCAGGCUUGUUGGGUCGAUUCAGCUCGUUUUUAGGCCAUUAUAAAUACUUUUUAGACCUAAUUUUAGGACAUAUCUUAUUUUCUCUUAAAAUACAUUCAUACUUUGGAGAAAUUUUGAAUCUUUAGUAAUCUAAUAUUUCUUUCUUGAGUAAUUUGAGUCUAUCUCAUCUUCUUAACAUGAUUUCUUUUGAAUCUAAUAUGAGUUUAAGGUUAAUCAUGAAGAUUAGUGAGUAGACUCCUUUUGGAUUUAUGGGUUAGAGCAUCUCUAACCCACCUAUAUUUCUACCUCUAUAAUAGCAUUUAGAGGCAAAACCACUCCAACCCAUCUCUAUUUUGCCUCUAAAAUAGAGAUUGCUAUUUUCUCCUAUUUAUAGAGGAAGAAAUAACAUUUCUCUAUAUUUUGCUCUAUAUGUAGAGAUCUCUAUUUUAGAGAAAUACAUUGGAGUAAAACCCACCCCUAUUAUAGAGUUUCUCUAUUUUAGAGGUAAAAAUAGAGAAAUACAUUGGAGAUGGCCUUAGGAUGAUUAGAGUGAUUAAGUGAAGAUCAAGAGUAUUUAGAGUUAGAUUUAUUUAUUUUCUUGCUUGUUGAGUGAUCCUAAUGCUAGUCUAGAGUUAACCACUUUAGAUUAGAACUCUAGACAUUUCAUGCCCGGAAGGUGUUUGAUGAAUGUCUGAGCUAACUCAGCCUUGCUCUUUGCUAGCUUAACCAAAGAUAUUUGAUACUAGGAGAGCUUAGAUAGUUAAUAGACCCACUCUUAAUGAUUACUUGAACGACACAAACCAAAGACAUUUGAUGUUUGAUCAAUGAGAGUAACUGAGCAUUUAUCUUGACAAAGAACUUGUUUAGUCAUGUUGUCCAGACUUAAGGAAAUAUGCUGACUGAUACCUUGUCAUUCGAGAUUGGAACUUAAUCAUUUGAAGUCAAAUUCCUAGACCCAUGAGUCUUCCUUUAUCCUAUUGCUUGAAAGUUUGUGAAUUUAUUGCUUAAAAUCUUGUUUAGUUAAGUCAUAUCACUUCAUUACACUGAUUGCACUUAGAUUAAGCAUGAACCUGCAUUUUCUUUGGAUUGAAAUCACUAAGAAUUGGAUUGACUCUUAACUACUACAUUGAUUUGGCUUAGGAUUAGAAAUAAUCUUUAUCAAAUUUGGCGCCAUUGCCAGUUCUAAAUUGAUUUUGACAUUUAGAUUUGGUCAUUGCUUGAGACUAAGUUUUGUUUUCUUGUAUCUAGUUACUGAUUCUCUUUCUUAUCCCUCUUUGAAUGUCAAUUUGAAAGGGAGAUUGCAAGGAAGAGAAGAGAAGAAGAAAAGCAAGCCCAUUUGGAUAGAUUGGGGCUUGAGAUGGAAAGGAAUCAGGGUCAGCCUAAACAAGGAGACUAUGGAGCUGAUAUCCAUAGACAAAAUGCCCAAGGAAUUCCUCUAGGAGCUGUUCAAGGAGUCAUUGGUCAAGGAGCUGCAAACCUUAGGACACAACGUCAAACUUGAGCUAUUAGCACUUAUAAUCAGCCUCAUAUCUAUGGAAUAUGAUGGGUAUUAGAGAAGCUGUGGAGAACAAAAACUUUGAGAUUAAAUCCAGCUUGAUCAACAUGAUAGAGAACAACAAGUACCAUGGCCUUGUUUUGGAGGAUCCAAUUGACCAUUUGGACAGCUUUGACAAGUAUUGUGGAAUGUCCAAGACCAAUGGUGUCUCUGAGGAUGUAAUUAUGCUGAGAUUGUUUCCAUUUUCUUUGGGAGACAAAGCUCACAUAUGGGAGAAGAACAUUCCAAGUGACUCAAUCACCACUUGGGAUGAAUGCAAGCGAGUUUUCCUCAACAAGUUCUUCUCCACUUCAAGGACUGCCAAGCUUAGGAAUGAGAUCUCUGGGUUUCAACAGAAGAAUCUUGUAGGCUUUGGAGAAGCAUAUGAAAGGUUUAUAGGCUACACAUCUCAAUUUCCACAUCAUGGCUUCACCAAAGAAAGCUUGCUUAGUACUUUCUACAGAGGUGUUUUGCUAAGUAUAGAAGCCAGCUUGAUACUGCUAGCAAUGGUUUCUUCUUGGUAAGAACUGAAGAAGAAGCUGAGGAGCUUGUAGAGAACAUGGCUCAAAGUGAUUCAGUCUACAGUGAUGAUAGGAAAUGGAGGAGAUGAUCAUAACACAAGAAAAGAGUUGAAGGCUAUACAAGAUAAGAUGAAUUUGUUUCUUUCAGAUAGAGCCAAACAAGAAAAAGUGAACUUUGUUGGUGAUCAGAAACAAGCGGAGAUAGCUGUGGUUAAUGAAGUUGAUGGGUAUAGAAGGUCAAGAAGAGUUGUGUUUUGUGAAUGCUAAUGACACAUGGUACAGAAAAGAGCCAAAUUUUCAGUAUCAGAACAACUACCAACAGAAGCCAUUCUACAACAACCACCAAAGUAGCUACCAAUCCAAACCCAUCUACCAUUCACCUAAAAGUGAAGCCGGUUCUUCUAACUCGGCUCCACAAGAGAGUACUACAGAUCUCGCUCUUAAACAGAUCUUUGAAUCUAAAGUUAGACAAGAGAAGACCAUUGGGGAUGAACUGAAGAAGCUCCACACAAAGGUUGAUUGGAGUUACACUGACUUCAACAACAAGUUCUCAAACUUGGCCUCUAACUUCAAGGUUUUUGAGAACCAAUUUUCUUCUAUGACCUCAACCUCCAAGGGCCCAAUAGAAUCUCUACCAGAAAAAUCAGAGCAGAGCCCCAAAGAGUAUUGCUAUGUUAUCCUCUCUACUACUUCUUUUGAGUUUGAGGUGAGUGAUCAUAGGAAAGAAGUGGAUGAGAUUUAGAGACUCUUGUAUGGAACAGAGAUUGUUUCCAAGGUUCAACACAAGGUUGUGGAAAGGGUUGAGAUACAAGCUGUAGAGAUGGCUGACGAAAAGGUUGUGCAACCAGUUAGACACAAGACUGAGAACCCAGUUAUUGGGAAAGUUGUCAAGUAGUUGGAGGAGGUUCAGCUAGAAGAAGCUCGUUAAGUUGAGCAAUCACCUUAUGAUAAGCUUCCAUUUCCAAAAAUGUUCCUCACAAAGGCUCAAAAGAAGGUGAUCACCAAGUUUAGGAAAUACAUGGGGAUGUAGGAGUCAAGCUUCCACAUAUAUCGAAUAUGCACGAUGCGCAUGUCCAAAUGACACUCAUCAAGGACAUUCUAGCUCACAAAGAAGAAGUAGCAGAGCUUCUAGACAUCUCUACUGUACAGCUUGAUCCACCAGUCACACCAAAGUCCCUUCCCAAACUAGAAACCCAAGGGAAGUUCACCUUGUCUUGCUCCCUUGGUAAGUUCACACUUGAUGAUGCUCUUGUUGAUUCUUGUGCAAGUGUGAAUGUGAUCUCAAUGGAGAUGGUGAAGAAUCUUGGGAUUGAAAACAUGGAUCCAAACACAUCAAUACUAAUGUUUGGGGACUCCUCUUCAAUCCCAAUUGGUCUCAUCAAAGACUUUCCUUUGAAGAUUGGAGCUUGCACCAUUCCUAUUAACCUCACUGUUUUGAAGAUGGCAACUGGAAAGAGAGUCUCAUUGAUCCUUGGAACACCAUUUCUCACAAUAGUAAGAGCUUGCAGUGACUUUACCAACAAAAAGGUCACACUUCUAAAUGUGAACAAAGCUGUCUCUUACGCAAUGAAGUCUCCUUUGAUGAAUGUGGAGUAUUGUAGAACCAUCACUUGUGGAGAACUUCUACAUGAGAAGAUGAAAAAUGAAGUGAUGGCUAGUGAAAAACAAAUUCUUGAUUGAGAGUCAUCUCAUGAGAUGUGUGAUGAGCACUUGGAAAGUGCUAAAAUGGAGGAGGUGGGUAGAGCCACAAAGACUACUCAUGACAAGAAGAAGAUGAUCAAAGAACCUCAUCCCACUCCUAUUGAGAAAUCUUCACACAUUCUCACUCUUUAUCCAAUGAAGAUCAAAGAUGGAGUGGUUGAGGGGCCAUCAUAACUCCUCAGCUCCAAGAUGAUCCAAUCAAGCUUCAAGAGCUCCUCUCUCAAGUUCUCACCAUCACUCUUGAAGGUGGAAAAGAUCCUCCUCUUCACUAGCAUACUGGAAGGAAAGUCACGCUAGAGACUUAAAACAAGUUCAAUUGGGAAGAAGUCCCAUGGUAUCUUUUGUAUAUAUUUCUAUAUAUCCUUUUGACAAGUUUGGGGGGGGGGGGGGGGGGGGAUUCUCAAUAUUUCCCAAAGGUCAUGUCGAAAAUUUCAAGGUGACAACAAGUCUUCCCUCCUCAUUUCCUUUCUGUCAGCAAGCCAACUCCAAGUAAGUGCAUCUCCACCCUUGUAAAUACUUAGUUCUUUCAUCUUUUAUGUCUCCUUUGAUCUCUCCUUCAAGUUUACUCUCACACAAGGAACUGUAUGAAGUAAGUUUGGGGGAGAGUCUACUAUCUCACAUUAUGUUUUGUUUUAUUUAGAAGCAUAUAGAUUGCAUUCAUGCAUUAGGAGAAAAACCUUGUAAAGAACUCAUGCAAAGAACUCAAUGCGAUACCCUACACAAUCAUAAUAAGUAGCUUGAGCAUCUUCUCGGUAACUUGAAGACUUCGAGCCUUGAAAUCUCCUCUUGAAACCAACUCCAAACUUACUUGAGUUAAUGAACCUAAUUUAUCUUGCUUAUGGGCUCUUGUUGUGCUUGAUCAUGGUUACCUUAUACACAUUUGAGUUAGUCUUAUUCCUUUCUACCAAUCUUUGGUAAUUCAAGUGGCCAUCUCUCCUUUAGAUGGUUUUCCACACCCUUAACCCUACAUUCCUUUUAAGCCACUAUUAAUUUGAUGAAUGAGGUCUUUUCUGAAAGCAUGAUAUGUACAUGAUGGUGAGAGUAUUGGAAACGACAAUGGUUGAUCCUCAUUACUUGCUAGCUUUAAGAUCUCAUGAUUGUUUAGCUAAUUGGAUGGGAAGUGAGUAUCGAGUAUUUGAUAUGUGAGGGUGAGAAAAAAAAAGGUGAAAAGUGUGAACUCAAAAGUCUACAAAAACUAAUAUACUAGGGAUAAAAGAAAAAGAAAGUUCAAAAGAGAAAUUUUAGCUCAAAGAGUGUGUAAAAGAAGGAGAAAAACAAAACAAAAGAUUGGAGUAAAGAAGAAAGAAACGAGUUAAGACUAAAAAAGAGUGAAAGAAUCCCUAGUAGACAAAAAGAAAUAAAAAGUUCUAAAAGUGAGAAUGUUUUGAGUGAUCUUGACAGUUCUUGAGUGAGUGAAAGGCAAAGUUUUUAAAACCAGACUGGAUACCGACUCGGAAAGCUACUGGUUGAAUGGUGACAUACCAUGGAUUUUACCCACUUUCAGUCAUGGUAUAUAGUUUUUUAAGAUAUAAUUAUUAGAUUUUGGAGUCUUUUUAGAGUAUUUACAAGUUCAGGUACGUUCUAGAGAAAUAUGGUGAUUCUGAAGCUUUUUGAGUGCAGAAAUGCACACACACAUCAGAUGUUUAGCUAUAUAUGGAGACCUUCCCACCGUAAGAUGGAGCCCAUAUUUGGAUACAAAAUAUAGAUUUGAGUUAGCUUUCUAAUGCCACCGGUGUGAGGUCAAUCAGCUUCAUGUAUCAGACGUUAUGCCCAUUUUACUAAAGAAUGGUCAGUCUGCCUCGCAAGAGGAAGCUGUUGAGGAGAUGAAGGACUGUCGAUCAAUAUCAAUGCGUUGGUGUCGAUCGACAGUGAUGCCAGAAUAUAAACUGAGCAUAUUUUAUGAUCGCUGAAGCCCAGAAGCAACUCCAAAUUACCAGAAUAUCCUUGGACGACCAGAAACUCUAUUUAUGUUAUUUAUAAGCCAUUAUUGACGGCUGCACGCUUUUAAAGCUUUUUUUAUUCAUUGUUCUUAGUUAGAAGAGAAAGGAGAAACUUCUUCAGAGUCCUCCUGGAACUCCAUUGUCUUUGGUUUUAAUAUCUAUUGCUUUUUAUAUCUAUUAUUUCUAUGAUUUUCUGUGACAACUUCAUGUCUGAAUGAUCCACCUAUUAGGUUUAGGGUUCAGAUAGGAUGAGGGAUUAGCCCCAAAUAUAGAUUGGUAAUUUAUUAGGAUAUCCAUCAAUUUAAUUGCACUUAGUUCUUGUGUUCUAGAAUCACAAACUAGAACUAUGAUGCUAGGAUGAAUAGGCGCACACGAGAGCAUGGUUUAUCUCCUGAAUAUUUCAUAUUGUGCCAGGAUCCCUAGAGAAAGACGAGAGUUGAUCUAGGAACCUAGUGAACAUAGUUCAAACCUGCUAUGUAAAGAUCGCUGGAAGGAUUGUCGAUCGACAACUCGGUAGUUGUAUCGAUCGACAGUCUGAAAAGUGUAUCGAUCGACAUUCCAAUCGAAUCGUCGAUCGACACUUUAUACAGAUCAACAUGCGAGAGUUGAGAUCUUAGAUAUAGUGAUAAAUAAUCUAGACAUGCGAGAGCCCGUAGAUUAUAGUUCUUGUGCAUCCAACAAACAUCUUAUGCAUCUAUAUCAUUAUAGUCCUGAUUUCCUGAAUAAAAACCCUAGAUCAAGUAAAAUCUCCUUCCAUCAAACCCCAUCAAUCUACUGAACAACUACGUUGUUCAUCCUAAUUGUUUUAUUUACUGCUUUCCUAUUUUUUAGCCUAGUUUAAUCAUAAACUGUUUAGAUCUAUUGUGUGCCCUAGCUCUCCGUGGAUUCGAUCCCCAAAUACUACAAUUGAACCUCUUAUUUGAGAGAGUAAAAUCACUCCUUAGGGUAAUUUGAGUGAUAUCAAAUUUGGCGCUGUUGCCGGGGAGCUUUGAUCGCCAAUAGAUCUUGUUUAGUUAAAUUUAGUCUAGGUUUUACUACUGUUCAAAAAACUGAUAAAAAAUUUUCUUUUGUUUCAGGUACAUACAUCUUAGUAUCAGGAACAACAAUGACGAGAGGAUUUCUGGGUUCUUCAAAGAAAGAGCCUGCUGAUUCAUGCACGAUUCGUAAGUCUACGAGGGAAGUAUCGAUCGACACCUUUCAAGCAACAUCGAUCGACAGCGUGAACCAGAAAUCGAUCGACAACAUCACAACGCCAUCAAUCCACAUUACUUGCGAGAAGGCAGGGAAGGUCGAGGGGACAGAAAUCCCUGAUGAUUCUGCUGUCGCUGAAGAGGACGACUUUGACUUGAAACCUAUAUACAUAGCUCUUAUGGAACAUCAUCCCUUUCAUGGCUUUCCUCACGAGCAAGCAAUAGAUCACAUCAACAUGAUUGAGGAAUUGGUACUGUUUAUCUUCAAUGAUCACUACUUCUGCAAACUCUUCCCAUACACUAUAACUGGAGAUGCAACUCACUGGUUUAAGAUGCUAACACCAAGAUCUCUCACUACCUGGAAUGACAUGAGAGAUGCCUUCCUCAAUAAGUUUCUCUAUGAUAAUGCAGCAAAUCUAGAGAUUGAGAUGGAAUCUCUGAGGAGAUAUGUGGUAGAGGAUAAUGAACAACAUGUGUCUAGAGAGUUGAGUAUAGUAGAGGAAGCUGGUACUGAAGGUACGACCUCAACAUCUACAUACGACACGAUUUCAACGUCGACCGACGGUAGGACCUCAACAUCGAGCAACGGCAGGACCUCAACGUCGACCGACGGCACAAUCUCAACGUCGACCGACGGCACAAUCUCAACGUCGAUCGACAGAACGACCUCAAUUUCUACCAACAUUACGACUCCAACGUCGACAGACGGUACGACCUCAACGUCGACAGACGGUACGACCUCAACGUCGACAGACGGUACGACCUCAACGUCGACCGAUGCUACGACUUUAACGUCGAUCGACAGUAUGAACUCAGAAACGAUCGACAGAACCUCAGCAGCUAUCAACACAGACUUUUGUCAUCGAUCGAUACCACUCGAAAUCCCUGAAAGAUUGAGUUGUCCUCAGGACAUUGCAGACUCGACCCAUAAUAGCACUGAUGUAUCAAGUUGUUCUCCUUCCCCAGAUGUAGACAGAUAAAUCACCAUGGAAGAUUUCUUGGAGCUAGAAGAGUUCUUGGAGUUGGAGGAUAGAGAAGAGGAGAUCUGGAAACUUCACCAAAGGCUAGCAUCGAUCGACACGAACCUGAUGAGAUCGACCGACUACCACCCCACAUCAUCGAUCAACGCCCACUCUAUAUCAUCGAUCGACACUCAACAUAUAGCAUCGAUCUACACCCACACUCCAUCAUCGAUCGACACACACCCAAGAUAGUUUAUCGACACCCAUCGUUUGAAAAACUACCAGGAUACAUAGUUGAGCUGGAACCAGUUGAGGAAAGAGUGCACGAGUCUGAGGCCUCACGCAAUUCUGACUCCAAACAUCUGAGACCACUUAAAUGUGCAGAAGAAGCUGAUGGGUUUCACAAAAGAGUGAAGAUGAUACAUGAUCCUGUGAAGUUUGUGGUUCCAUGCACUGUGGUUGAAGUUGAAUUUCCACUCCCACCAGAUACAGGUGCGCAUCUGAGCUCUUACGUUGAGGUGUUGGAUGAUCAUCAGCACGUAGAAGCUUCUCAGAGAGGGUUGCGAUUUAGAGAUGAAGUCGAUAAGGACCCAGCAGAAGCAGCAUCGGUUGACACCGACCGGAUUUCAUCGAACGACACCAAAACACCGGCAUCGAUCGACAUUACCACUUCACCAUCGAUCAACACUGGAUGCAUAUCAGAGCAGAAGGAGUUUGAUGUGCAUGGAAAUAUUAGGAAUGGAGAUACCACCACCCGAUCAGACAAGUUUGGGGAAAGAAGAGGAAGAAUUUGAAGAAGAGAAAAAUGAUCAAGGACGGUCCUCAGUUAUCAUUGAUCCCUCAAUUCUCAGAUGGUGUCAGGAAAUCCAGAGUGCGCAGCAGAUGCUUCUCACAACCAUUUGCAAAGCUUCGAGCACUCGUUAUUGCUGAGAUGAUAGACAAAGGAGAAGAGUCUAUGGAGGAGGCUUUCACACAAUAAUGAUAAAGAUUUAGAAAGUAGACAUUGAGACCUGUUUGGAGCAUGUUCUCAUUCUCAUCCGAACUAAAUCAGAUCUCCAAAGUCAAGCUAAAUGAUUAUAACAAAGCUCUGAGUGGAAGGAAACCCACUGUUCGGUUUGUUUUAAAUUUGGUUUUACUUUCAUUUAUUAUUGAUUCUUUGUUUUCUAAUGAUUUUGGGUUAAAAAAAUGACGGAUGAACAGUAGUGACAUCACUGUAGCAACCACACUUUAGCAGAGGCAUUGUAGCAUCGAUCGACAUUGUAACAUCGAUCGACAUUGUAACAUCGAUCGACAUUGUAGCAUCGAUCGACACUAUAAAAAGGACAUAUCGACACUGUAGCAAACAAAUCGAUCGACACUGUAGCAGAAAAUCGGGAGUUACUGUAGUAGUGUUACUGUAAAAAGGACAUAUUGACACUGUAGCAAACAAAUCGAUCGACACUGUAGCAGAGGUGUCGCAUUACCUGCGAUCUGCGCAUGCGAAACGACAUGCAGAGGCCCGUGUGUCACGAUGUAUGAACACCAGACAUGAUGAAGGGCAAGUGGACGUGAAGGUGUCUUCUGGCAUGGCUAGAGAGCAUGCAGCAUGGCAUGUGGACGCCCAUGUGUCGCCACACAUGCGAACGGAUGCAUGAAGGACGACACACAGGCGAUCGGGUGGCUCAUUCUUAUUGGCCGGCAACUCCUAUAUAUACCCAGCUACCCUGGUUCACUUUUACUCAUUCAGAUACACCAAGUACAAAGGAAAACGUGGCUAGAGAGAGAGAGAGCGAGAGAGAGAGAGAGAGAGAGAAAAUAAGCGAGGUGCUUUAGAAGUAUAGACAUUUCUGAAAACCAAUAAACUGCCGGAAAGUUCCGAAGGACGUCCAGAAGUGAAAGAAUGUUCUUUCCGAGUUCUGAUCAGUCCAGACCAGUUCAUUCAAGACAUUGAGGUUGGGAUUUAACAUCACGGUACCAAGACGAAGAUUUGGAGGGGGUAAAAGGGUUUGGUCAACAUCUGGAAUCAAAAGAGUUGAGCCACAUCGCUUAAUCACUGUGAGUCACGGUUAAUUGUUUGUUAACGAGUUUUUAAUGCAGCUUCCUGACAUCAGAGACGGUUUCCGAGCUAGGAUAGCCGGACCAGUCUAGGUGUCAGUUUGUGGAUCUGAGGCUUGAGACGAUGUCUGGGCUAAGUGGAUAGCAAGACUAGUCUAAGCACCCGGAUUAUUGUGAUUGUGUGAUUAUUAUAUGUUGUUAUAGUGAGUACCUCGUGUUGGUACUGUUGUGUGAGAACCUCGUGGUGGUUCUAGUAGUAGUUUGCAGGUCAUUGCUUCCUCAAAUGGUACCACUAAGCUGGUUGUGGUCCGGAAAGUGGUGGGCUCGGUUGAACUUGGCUUGAUCACCAAGGCCGAGUGUCACACGUGGAUGUGUGAUAUACUUUGGAUUUGACCCAUUUUUAUCCAUGGUAUAUAAGUAUUUUACUAUAUAUAUAUAUAUAUAUAUAUAUAUCUAUGUUUUCUACUCUUCUAGGUAUGUUUUCAGGUUCAGGUGUAUUUCGGAGUAAAUCUAUGACUUUGGAGCAUUUUAGAGCUUAAAGG